GUCCAUUUCAACCGGAUGUCAUAUCCAGCCGGCAGUUGCCGCGUUAUUAUAUACCGGUCUGCAUCAGGCGUUCAGGAAACCAGCCACUCGCUAGCCAUUCAUUCGCCAGUCAAUGAAGAAGUCAAAGCCUUCGAGUGCCGAGCUUUGUUUAACGGAUAGUUGAUUCUUCGGCGCAUCGGUGUUUCGGGAUAACUGUUUAUCGGAGAACAAGUGGAUGUGUGGCGUGGUUGAUCGGCACUGUGUUAACGGCGUCAGGGAAUCAUAUUGAAUUAACCGUAUCGGAAUUGAGCGGAAAUGCGGCCGGCAGCGUGGUCGGAUGACCGGCAACGCCAGCCGCAGCGGCAGCGUUGCGCGGCGCCGGCGUCCAGUCGACUCUCCUUGUUUUUGACUUCUGGUUGCCUUUUUCUUCAGAGUGUAUGUAGCGUACAAGCGCUGACCAGCAACGACACGUGCUUGUUGGCGCCGGAACGCGGUCCGUGCCGCGAGAGCCAUCUGCGCUUCUUCUACGACGCCAACGCCGACCAGUGCAGCCUGUUCCUGUACGGCGGCUGCCAGGGCAACAGCAACAACUUCCUCACACUGCAAUUAUGCCAGGCUGGCUGCCAGACGCGGAGGGAGCGGACGGGAGCGGCGGCGGCACAACAACUGCCGGCAACGCUGUUUAAUCUCCAGAAUGAAGCGCUGCGCUCGUUGGCCCAACGGACGCUGUUCGCUGCCGUCGGUGGCAAUCAGCAGCUGACCAAAUCCGCCGUACAGCAGCAACAGGAUAACAGCGACGCGAAUUUCUUGCUGCAGCAACAACGGGCCGGCUCACUGCUUUUGGACGAUAUCUGCCAGCAGCCGGUACAGCGAGGAUUUUGUUCGGGAUUCGUGCCGCGCUGGUACUUCCACGUCCCGACUGCCGCCGACGGCGGGCAGCAUAACGCGUCCCUUUCGCCAGCGGGAGUGCCGGCGCCCACCUGCCGCCUUUUUUAUUACAGCGGCUGCGGCGGCAAUGCCAACAAUUUCGUAACCCGCGACACUUGCCAGCAGCGCUGUGCUCCGCCGCUGCCCAACUGGACGACGGCUGCUGGCGGAACGGGAACGGGGACGAACGCGCAGGGCGAUGGCUUCCUGUUUCCGGUUAUCACCAACGCAAAAGGGUGCUCGGUUAAACCACAGCGCGGUAAUUGCCGUUCCGCACUAAUCCGUUGGUAUUUCGAUGUGGCGACGCAGCGCUGUUCCGAGUUCGUCUACAGCGGUUGUAACGGCAACGAGAACAACUAUCCCAGCCAGCAGGAAUGCCAAGCACGCUGCGCCACUACCGACCACCCCACGGGCGGCAACGCGAUGCCGGAAGGAAAUAUUGAUCCGGAAACCCACUUCCGGUUGCGCGGUAUCGACACGCAGUCCCGCGCAUCUCCCGCCAACGUCCUGUUUCCGGGCUCGUGGCCGGCCAACGAAGCGGCCGAACAUCCCGAUCUAGCGGCCGACCAAGCAGCCAAGAGCCCCGCCUCUAAGGCGCUGGAGGGCGGAGUCAAAAACAUCGACGUGCCACAACGUUGCCUGGCGGAGAUGGACCGUGGGCCGUGCGUGAUCGACAUGGAGCGCUGGUACUACGACACACGGACUGCAACUUGCCGACCUUUCUAUUACGGUGGCUGCAUGGGCAAUGAAAAUCGCUUCUCGUCCCGGAAGGACUGCGAGACGGUGUGUGCCGCGCCGGCCGGCGGCGAGCGCGUCCUCAUCCCCAACAUUAGCUCCACCGACCUGCAGACCUGCCUGCUGCCGCCCGCCACCGGCACCUGUCGGUCGGCCUUCCGGCGCUACUACUACGACUUCGAUCUGGGCCAGUGCAAGGAGUUCAUCUACGGCGGCUGCGACGGCAACGCCAACAACUUCCGCACCGGCGACGAAUGCCAGGCCCGCUGCGGGAACAUCGCCGGGAAUCUGGGCGGAGGUCGCCGGCCGGCACCGGAAGUGGAGCAGCCGCGUCCGCAGCAGCAGCAACCACCGGCCACCUUCGGCACGGGACUGUCCGGCGGAGCGGGCGGGGCGCGGUGCCGGCUGCCGUCGGACGAGGGCCCCUGCAAGGCCUUCUUCCCGCGCUACUUCUUCAACGGCCGCACCUGCGAGGUGUUCGUCUGGGGCGGCUGCGAGGGCAACACCAACAACUUUGAGAGCAUCGAGGAGUGUCAAAUGGAGUGUCAGUCGGCGGCGGUGGCGCCGGGGGAUCGUCGCAAUGCGGUUAACAUCCUCCCACCCACCACUAUCAACGUCCUGCCGCGAACGGAUUUGUCGACCGGUGCGGGAGGCGGGAGCGUCAGCGGCGCUUGCCAGCAAGCCCCGGACUCCGGACCCUGUCCCGGCAACGUCCAGCGUUUUUUCUACGACACCACGGUGGGAUUUUGUAAAGCCUUUUCCUACGGCGGCUGUGGGGGGAAUUUCAACAACUUCCGUUCGGCGGCCGAGUGCGACAUGGCCUGCCGGACUGGCACUGCGCGGACGACAGGCGGCGCCACCAACACCACGCUCUCCGUGCCCACGAUAUGUACGUAUCCGGCCACACGUGGACCCUGCCGCGCCUUCAUGCCGGCUUAUUUUCACGAUAUCCGCGAUGGACUGUGCAAGAUGUUUUAUUACGGAGGCUGUCAGGGAAACGAGAACCGCUUCCUGACGCGCCAAGAGUGCGAACGGACCUGCAGCGACGCUCCCGACACCAACGAGCUCUUCCCUGGCCGGGCGUCGCCGGGCGACACGCGCUCUAAUUUAGGCAGCGUCUUUGACCGCGUCGCCCUGACCGGAAGUGGCGCGGCCAGCAAUCCCGGCCGAAGCAACAUCUGCAGCCUGCCGGCGGAGCCGGGACGUUGCUUGGCAAUGAUUCCGUCCUUCUUCUACGAUCGCGACAUGGGCCGGUGUCGGCAGUUUAUCUACGGCGGAUGUCUUGGUAAUGCUAACCGCUUCUCGACACUGGACGAAUGCCAGAAUUUCUGCGUACCUGGCAGCAGCGCCGGCAACGCCCAGCUGUCGCCGGGGCAGCAGACGCGCGCCGCGCUUCCCAGCGGGCAGAACACCGUGGGAAACGAGGUCUCCCGCCAGAAUCCCGAUUGCUUACUGACGCUAGAGACGGGUCCGUGUCGCGGCAGUUUCCGCAUGUGGGGCUUCGACAUCAACCAGCAAGCCUGCGUCCAGUUCACCUACGGAGGCUGCGGCGGCAACAAGAACCGUUUCGAGCGGCGCGAGGACUGCCUGCAGCAGUGCGGCGCCCUCAUCGUCCCCGACAAGGCCAACAUGAUGCGGCUGCAGGCGCAGCAGCAGCUGCAGGGCUCGCAGCAGCCCUCCGGGAAUGCGGCCGGACUGCCGUUUACCUUCAACGUCCCGGGCCGCAAUGAUGUCGCGCCCGGACAGGAUAGCAGGCGGGGCUGAUGCAAUUGAUUUUCUAUUUGUCCGCACUGGGAUGGAGCAGCGGGGACAAACUAACGGGCGGUGCACGAGCUGUAGUAUUCGCUGUAGUCGUUGGUGAUUGUAGACUUCUCCACGCGGCUGCUGUUGUUCUGUUAAACUGCGCACGAGGGCCAUGUUGGCACUUUAUUAAUGUUGUUGCACUUUAAGCUGCAGUCAAGUGUAAUCUUUUUCACGGCGCUUUGUUAAUAAAUUUCAAA
This is a messenger RNA of Paramacrobiotus metropolitanus, 3641 nucleotides long. RefSeq names its product papilin-like. NCBI's taxonomy places the organism in Eukaryota, Metazoa, Tardigrada, Eutardigrada, Parachela, Macrobiotidae. Gene Ontology annotation, molecular function: serine-type endopeptidase inhibitor activity. The coding region runs from base 295 to 3405 and encodes 1036 amino acids. The transcript is spliced from 19 exons. The record is from RefSeq and is a predicted model, not a curated record.